Molecule: messenger RNA, 348 nt
Organism: Trifolium pratense (red clover)
Lineage: Eukaryota; Viridiplantae; Streptophyta; Magnoliopsida; Fabales; Fabaceae
Product: cold and drought-regulated protein CORA-like
Exons: 1
Coding region: 1-348 (115 amino acids)
Source: RefSeq, a predicted model, not a curated record
AUGGGAAGUUGUUGCUCUAAACCUACAGGAAGUUUACUCGUAAACAAGAAGAGUGACUUUGCGUCAAAAAUAAAAGAGAUCAAGAGUGAAAGUGUUCGAAUCUCUAAACCUCCUGAGAAUGUCACAAGACGUCAUAAUGGUAGUUCUAGUGCUUCCAAGAGCGAUAACGUGGUUAUUAUGAUUAUGAAUGUUGAUGUAAUUCAAGGAGGACAAAGUGGAGGACAUGGAGGACACCACAGUGGAGGAGGACAUGGAGGACACGAUGGCGGAGGACAUGGAGGACACAGUGGAGGGUGUGGAGGAGGAGGUGGUUGUGGAGGCGAUGGAGGAUGCGGAGGAGGCGGCUAG